Ruditapes philippinarum (Manila clam) is the source of this 2543-nucleotide messenger RNA. RefSeq names its product solute carrier family 49 member A3-like. The coding region runs from base 958 to 2490 and encodes 510 amino acids. Gene Ontology annotation, cellular component: membrane. Gene Ontology annotation, biological process: transmembrane transport. NCBI's taxonomy places the organism in Eukaryota, Metazoa, Mollusca, Bivalvia, Venerida, Veneridae. The transcript has 10 exons. Gene Ontology annotation, molecular function: transmembrane transporter activity. The record is from RefSeq and is a predicted model, not a curated record.
AUAACAUUGGUACUGAGUGGUAUCAUGCUUUCAAGUACAAGUGCAGUCGCAACAUGUCGGCACUUUCCGCCGAUCUUCCGUUUAUGUUUGUAAGUAAUCGGCGAUAAAUAAAUGAACAUGAAAAUGUGUGCACACUGCAUGACAAGAACAGUAAUUUAGCCUGAGGAGAAAUGCUGAAUUAUCACGAAGUCGUGACGGGAAAAAACGAGGGUACCACUUGAGAUGUCCCGUGUGAAUUAAAACACUCAAGUCUGUUUGAGGAAAAAUCUGAAUUCAAACUGCGGAUAUGACCAAUGUCGAAUGUCAUUUAUUUAUGAAGUAUAAAUAUGUUUAAUAUACACGUUAUCAUAAAUAUUUUCUAUGCAUGGGCAACUGCAUUUUUAUAAAAAGUACAUUUUGAUAGGCAUCUUAAUGUGUUAGGGUCACAAAUAGUCAUCGCCGUCUGAGUAUGGGCAAUUAUAGUAGCAGUUUAUUUGAUCAAAUCAGUAUUUCAUCUUCUUUUAAAGUAAUGUAUAACAGAAGUAACAAGUUUAACUCAUUCGAGCAUUGCGCUAGUUAUCUAGUUAUCACUGCACAUCACAAAUGAAAAUAGUUUUACAGGAAACUAGUACUAGUGCUCAUUGACAUAUAAUAACAAAUUGAAAAUUCAAUGUAUUCUAGUAUUUUAAUAAAUUUAUAUGGAAGUUGUUAUGACAAAAUAUAUUGGUGUUUUAAUGAAUUGAGUGUGGUUUUAUAACAAUAUAUUUGGAUAUUUUUAUGAUUCUUUUACAUGCGGGUGCUUUUAAUGAAGUGAUUAACCAAAUAUUCGGUUUUUAAUGAAUUGCUAUUCGAUUUAAGGGUUUUGUUUGACCGUAUAUUCGACUUCUAAUCAAUUGAUCUAUAUAAACGGUUGUUUUAAUUGAUUGAAAGAGGGUUUUGUAUAAUCAUAUGUCCGGGUGUUUGUCAUAGAAUUUAUUAAUGAUGUCGAGUUUGAAGGAACCUGAGAAAGUUAACAUAAAUGUGAUAUGUAGCACAGGAAGAUCAGAAAACGGGUCUGUAACAGGAGUUAAUGUGAAAGAUAAUGUGAACAAUAAUGUGAAAGACAAUGUGAUGAUUGAAUAUAAGGUAUACCGUUCAAGAUGGCUGAUGCUUUUUGUUGUGAGUUUUCUCAACUUGUCAAAUGCUAUCAUGUGGUUGACCUUUGCACCUGUUGCGGACACCUUCAUCGCCUACUACGGCAUUUCUUCGUCUCAACUGAAUAUGUUGUCAAUGACUUUCCUAAUCGCAACAAUACCACUUGGCUUUGUUGCUACAUGGGUAUUGGACACGCAAGGGCUCAGAACAAGUUUACUGAUAGCGACUUGGUUAAAUAGUGCGGGUGCGUUACUUAGGAACAUUAGUUCUUUUGACACAGUGCCCAAGAAAUUUUCAUAUGUCAUAUUGCUCUGUGGACAGAUUCUUGCAGCCUGCGCGCAACCAUUUGUAAUGUUUGCGCCAACAAAAAUGGCCUCGAUCUGGUUCCCUUGUCAUCGUCGAGCGACCGCAAAUAUGAUAGGAAGCAUGAUGAAACCUUUAGGAAACAUGGUUGCAUUUAUAUUCAUUCCGUUCAUGGUGGACGAUACAUCGGACAUCCCUGCUGUGCUAUGGGUAACAUCCGCACUGGCAUUUUUUAUCACUAUCGUUGCCACUUUUGGGAUACGGGAUUCAAGACCACCAACUCCCCCGUCUGCAAGCGCGGGCACAAUUUCCACGCCUUUCUUGCCAGGACUUAAACAUAUUCUAUUUAACAAGAAUUACAUAGUGUUAAAUCUGGUAUUUGGGGGUGGUCAAGCGUUGUUUACAGCCGUCACAGCAUUCAUGGAACAGAUUUUAUGUCCACGGGGAUACACUGAUGAAUUUUCUGGGUUAUGUGCAUCACUGAUGUUAGGAGUCGGGAUGAUCAUGGCGGUGCCGGUCAGUUUAUAUGUGGACAAAACUAAACAUUUUGACGAAGUUUUCAAAGUAUUGUACGGUUUAUCGGCACUGUUCGCUAUUGUCUUCACUCAGGUUUCACGACUUAGAGACCAACAUGUUUGGGUUGCUAUUAUGACGGCGCUAUUUGGAGGUUGUGGGAUUUCUCUUUAUGCCAUUGGAUUUGAGUUAGCAGUUGAAGUAACAUACCCAGUUGCCGCGGCAACUGGAUCCGGGUUGUGCUUAGUAGGAGGACAAAUUCAAGGCAUAAUAUAUAUGUUCAUUAUGCAAUAUUUAACGAGGCCACUUCCGGCGGAAGAGAUGCAAUUAGAGACAGGAUGCUAUGUUCCGGAAGAUAUCAACGCAGAUACAAAAGUUUUGGAACCUCGCGACUGGACUUAUUCAAACUUGUAUAUUCUAAACUGUAUUUCAUGUGGCACCUUUGUGUUAUUGGUGUUUUUCUUCAGACCCAAAUACAAACGACUCGAAGCUGAAAGGACGGCAGUGAAGCAUAUAAAUAAGAACACUGACAUAACAAUAACAUGUUCCACACACUUAUGACAUCACUUUGAUAUUGUUUUGUACAUAUGACGUUAAAAAUUGUUUGAACUUGC